This is a messenger RNA of Penicillium oxalicum, 1446 nucleotides long. Its product is annotated as Arsenite methyltransferase. The coding region runs from base 1 to 1446 and encodes 481 amino acids. The transcript is spliced from 7 exons. The record is from RefSeq and is a predicted model, not a curated record. Gene Ontology annotation, biological process: regulation of DNA-templated transcription. Lineage: Eukaryota; Fungi; Ascomycota; Eurotiomycetes; Eurotiales; Aspergillaceae. Gene Ontology annotation, molecular function: DNA-binding transcription factor activity; methyltransferase activity.
AUGCUGUUCGCGUUAACGGCGGGGAAUCUGACCAUCCUCCAGGCCAAGGACCUUGCUAGAGUGCGUAAUAAUCAACGGAAAUGCCGAGCGCGCCAGAAGGAGUACAUUCGCGAUUUAGAACAGAGAGUGCAACUUUACAAAAUAACGCAGCAUGCUCAGCUUGAUGUCUUGCAGAAAAAAAUAGAACUCCUCUCAGUCGAAAAUCAGCUCCUAAAACACUUCGUGGAAUCAGUAACGCCGAUCAUGUAUUUGGCGUUUGCAUCUCCUUUGCCACCAUCGCGCGAGGCCGGCGCAGGAACAACUGGAUCAGAAGUGGGCUUUGAUCUGCUUCUAUCUUCAGACUAUGCCACCACGUCUAAGUUGGUGCCUGGGGCGACGAGUGCACUACAGGACUCCAAGUCUAUUGAUAUUAGUAAUGAUCUUUUCGAAGGAAGUAUGAUGGCAUCAAAUACUUUCCUGCCUGAGUGUCUCCUGUUUGAUGACCAGGCCGUAUACAUGCCAGAUCUACCGACAAGUGUGGCAGAGAUUUCCGAAACGUUGCGUUUCCCGCAAACAGAAACAGAGUUCUCCAUUUCCGUUCUCAUGAACUCGAAACAUACCUAUCGCUCUGUGCAAGAGCGCUAUGCUGGUGUUGCGAACCAGGCCGACCCUAAUAACCAGGGAACUUAUGAACAAAAGGUGGCAACGGCAUUUGGAUAUGAUCUGGAGGAGUUACGCUCUAUUCCCGAUAAUGCGAAUCUAGGUGUUAGCUGUGGGAAUCCACUGGCAACAGCAAAUAUUGGCUUAGGCGAGACAGUGGUUGAUUUAGGUAGUGGAGGGGGAAUCGACGUUUUGCUGGCCGCAAAGAAGGUUGGACCGAAUGGAAAGGCCAUCGGUAUUGAUAUGACGAAGGACAUGCUGGAAUUGGCGCGUCGGAACGCGAGAAAUGCCGGGGCCAUUAAUGCAUCGUUUAUCGAGGCAUUUAUCACUUCUAUCCCAUUACAGUCAUGCACCGUUGAUUGCAUCAUCAGUAACUGCGUGAUAAACCUGGUGCCUGAAGCCGAGAAGCCCCUUGUUUUUCAAGAGGUAUUCCGCCUGCUAAAGCCGGGAGGUAGGAUUGCAAUCAGCGAUAUUCUCGCAACGCAAGAGCUUCCUAUGGAGAUAAAGAAGGAUCUCUCUUUGUACGUUGGUUGUAUAGCUGGGGCUAGCCAGGUCGGCGAUUAUGAAAGAUACCUAAAAGACGCAGGGUUUCAAGAGGUGUUGAUUUUCAACACUAACAGCGACCUAAACAUUUACAAGGAAAUGUGGCGAAGUGAAACAGCCGACGAGCCGGCCCCUACAAGCUCAUGCUGUGAUCCUGCGAAACCCAAUAUAUUCAAGGGGACAAAGAAAUUGCCGGACGUCGAUUUUAACCACUGGACUGGCUCCUUCAAGAUAUUUGCCGUGAAGCCCGACAUUCACGGUUGA